GAAGCAGUCGGCACGUGUGUGACUUUCAGCUGCGGCCGCUCAGUCAGUGGAGACAUGGAAGGGUUCAGCUCGGACUUCUCCCCGUCGGCUUCUGCCGCGGGCUCCGGCAAGAUAGACACCGGCGCCAUCAUGGAACAAGUGAAGGUGCAGAUCGCAGUGGCCAAUGCGCAGGAGCUGCUGCAGCGGAUGACUGAUAAAUGUUUUCGGAAAUGUAUUGGGAAACCAGGAGGAUCACUGGACAAUUCAGAGCAGAAAUGCAUUGCAAUGUGUAUGGACAGAUACAUGGACGCCUGGAAUACAGUAUCCCGAGCCUACAACACCAGACUACAGAGAGAGCGUGCUAAGAUGUGACAAGAGCCAGAGCCACCUAACAUCCAACAGAAAUCCUGCACCCACUACGACUGGGAGUUCACCUCUCCGCUGCUAGGAAGCUGAUCAUAACCAGGAUGGUCAACCUACAUUGUAUAGCUACUGGCAGUGAAUGAGUUAAACGGACCCCCCCCCCCCCCCUCCUAAUGGCUAUGCCAUUGAUAAACCAUAUGGUUCAUUAAUCUGAAGAACAUUUUUCCUUUACCUUAAUAAAGAUUUAAGGUUGUCUUCCCCUUCUAGAGCAGGAGUAGAACGUGGUUGACUUUGUGUUAUGUCUCCCUAUAUCUAUACCAGGCAUCCUCAAGCUGCGGCCAUCCAGCUGUUGCAAAACUACAACUCCCAGCGUGCCCAAACAGCCUACAAGUAUCAGCCUACAGCAGGGCAUUGUGGGAGUUGUAGUUUUACAACAGCUGGAGGGCCGCAGUUUGAGGAUGCCUGCUCUAUACCAAUCUUUUAGUCUUUAAUACAAAUGUGCGGUGUGCUGCUUGUUGUUUAUGCUAUGACAUAGGCCUCUUGCACGAACACCAACCGUGGGGCAGCGGAUCGCGUACCCAUUCACUUUAAUGGGUCCGCAAUCCACCUGUUCCUCAAAAAGAUAGGACAUGUUCUAGCUUUUUGCGGAACGGAAGUAUGGGACGAAACCCCACGGAAGCACUCUGUAGUGGUUCCGUGCUUCCGGUCUUCACCAUUCCGCAUAUCCGGAUUUGCGGAUCCAUUCAAGUGAUUGGGUCCGUGUCUGUGAUGCGUAAUGCCCACGGAAAUGCGCCUGUGUAUUGUGCGUCCGCAACACGGCCAUAGAGGGCACACGUUCGUGUGAAAGAGGCCAUAUGCUGUUGAAACGGCUAUUACUCAGGAUUCCACUAGGCCAAGUUCUACGGUCAUGUUGUUUUUGUAAUAUACAUGCAGCAAGGGGACUCUACAUGUCUUCUGAAUACAUAACUUACAGCUGCUGCUUUCACCCAUCGUUCCUACGUUUGAGAACGAGAAGCCUUUCGUAGAUGAAUUAGUAGGCUGUUAAACAUAAGACAACACGCACUGGAGACACUUGCUGUUUAAUAGUAUAUUUUACUGGUUACACACUUGAUCAUAGACAUCAUAUUCCUCACUGCAACACUGUUUUACAGAUUUCCAAAUGCCACAUCUGUUCCGUCUGUAUUGACAAGAAUUCCUCAUGUUUUAUAGUCUUGGGAUCAUGAUGGAAGCAGACAUGGAUGAAUAAACUGAUUUUGAUUGA
Messenger RNA from Bufo gargarizans (Asiatic toad), 1603 nucleotides. It is a transcript of the gene TIMM13, whose product is annotated as translocase of inner mitochondrial membrane 13. The record is from RefSeq and is a predicted model, not a curated record. Bases 55 to 351 code for a protein of 98 amino acids. Lineage: Eukaryota; Metazoa; Chordata; Amphibia; Anura; Bufonidae. The transcript has 3 exons.